GCCGACGUCAGCAACGCUCCUUACCCAUUGGCUCUUUGCCCAUUCGGCCUAUGCCUUUUCGACACGUGUCUCCACUGGAACGCAACUAGUCCUUCGUUGUUUCUUCACGACUAAGCUUAAAACGCUAGUCUUUUUCACGGGCCCUCAAAGGGCUUACGUCAUCCCUUUUCUAAAAGCUCGCGGGCCACUCCUAUAGUGCCGCCUGACUCAAAAGCUAAGAGCUGUACAGACACGGCUUGCUUCAGUCACAUAUUUUCGGACGGAAAUACCCUUACUGAGGAGGUGGGUAUUACUCGUUUUGCCCGGGCCGGUGAGGCUUUAAAUAUGGGACUCCUACGCUUCGUUUCUUCCCUUUCCUCCUCCUUCCUCUCUCCCUUAGUAAUUUCGAGCUUCUGUCCGGUUAAGCCAUGUUGUCUACUAUUCCCGCCAUGCUUCCUUCAGAAACCCUUCUUCAUUUUCCGGCUUUCGAUCCCGGGUUCACCCCCGGGGGCUUUACCCCUUGGGAGUCGGAACUUUGUCCGGCUAUCAAGUAUUCCCCUAAACCCGUAAUCUCCAACCCCAGUUCAGAUGCUGACCAAACCCCAUCCCCCAAUCCGGUCAUUUCCAGUUCCGGUUCGGAUGACGACCCAAACCGGCCGGGCCGGUCCGGCCCAGACCAUGCGAAGUCAUGCCCGAUUAACGGCUCGAAGCGUACGGUGUCGGUUUCGGUGGUGGACGAGCGGAAGCGGAGGCGGAUGAUAUCGAACCGGGAGUCGGCGAGGCGGUCGAGGAUGCGAAAACAAAAGCACAUAGAAAACCUAAGGACCCAGGUCAACAGGCUUAGAAUUGAGAACCGGGAACUGAACAACCGGCUCCGGUUUGUCAUUUACCAUUUUCAGAGGGUACAUACGGACAACGAUAUGCUCCGAGCCGAGCACACGAUGCUCCAACAGAAGUUGUCGGACAUACGCCAAAUUUUGAUUUUCCGGCAACUCCAGCACAUGUCAUCUGCAUGGCCAUGCGAUACCGUUAUUACCGAACAAACGCAUCACUAAUCACGUAAUUGAUGAUAUUUAUAAUCAAUAUAAACGUCAUUAAUUUUCCGUAAAACGAAAAGACAAAGAGCCAUCACUCUCUUCCUCUCGUCAUUAUCUAGAUUUCUCUGUAAAUUAUAUAUAAAUAUUAAAGCUGCUAAAGUGAAUGAGUUGGGUAGGUCUUUUUGGUGAUUUUUGGCAACAAAAGUGGGUUUGGAAAAUGAUGGUUGGAAACCCUGGGGGUUACUAUAUUAUAUAUUUUGUAAAAAAAAAAUUAGCCAAUUAUGUUUUGUUUGUGGAAUCAUUUUGUAGUUUCUUCUUGUUUGGUAUUACCAAAUCGAUCUUUUCAUUCAAGCUCCACUA
Molecule: messenger RNA, 1376 nt
Organism: Rosa rugosa (rugosa rose)
Lineage: Eukaryota; Viridiplantae; Streptophyta; Magnoliopsida; Rosales; Rosaceae
Product: basic leucine zipper 25-like
Exons: 1
Coding region: 408-1034 (208 amino acids)
Biological process (GO): positive regulation of DNA-templated transcription
Cellular component (GO): nucleus
Molecular function (GO): transcription cis-regulatory region binding; DNA-binding transcription factor activity
Source: RefSeq, a predicted model, not a curated record